Molecule: messenger RNA, 1191 nt
Organism: Uranotaenia lowii
Lineage: Eukaryota; Metazoa; Arthropoda; Insecta; Diptera; Culicidae
Gene: Spred
Product: sprouty-related, EVH1 domain-containing protein 2
Exons: 7
Coding region: 139-873 (244 amino acids)
Biological process (GO): multicellular organism development; negative regulation of fibroblast growth factor receptor signaling pathway; negative regulation of MAP kinase activity
Cellular component (GO): membrane; cytosol
Source: RefSeq, a predicted model, not a curated record
CAGAACAACAGCGAAAGAGUACGUUAAUCCUAUUAACAUACCGUUUACUGCUGUCUUUUUUAAGGCUUGGAUGGCUACCCGACGACGCACCACAACAAAUACACCGAUGCUGAUAAAGUUGGUGAAGACGACGUGUUCAUGACAUUGGAUUUACCAGUUGAACCUUCUGAAUCUCGAUCUAACUCUGAAGGUAGUGGAAGUCAUCAGAGCGUUGAUAAACAAUCACAGCAUCAGCAAUCCAGUAUUCAAUACAUAUCGGGCGAAAAACCAUCACCACUGAUCAAGCCUGGUGAUGACAAAGUUACUCCACUAGUACCUGGUGAUAACUAUUCGUAUGUUCAGAUUACUGAUCCGUGCGACAUCAAGUUAAAAUACAACUUUUAUAACUUGAAGGUGCACGAGUACAACUACCCGGUCGUCGAGGAACCGGUCGGAUCGAUCAUCAGCGCACGGCGAGAUUCGACCUCUAGUCUAAAGAAGCGGAACGCCCUCGAAACGCCACCGAUGAAGGAAGCGACCCUGAUCAAGACCCGAUUGCGCUGCAGAUAUUGCCAAGAGUUUUACAAUGACGAGUGGAACCACAAGGGCUCGUGCAAGUACGCGCCGGACUGCUUCAAGAGUGCCAUCGAAAACAUCUCCGGCAUGCUGUGCGCCCGUGGUAUGCUGUACCACUGUAUGAAGGACUCGGAGGGCGAAACGGCGGCACAUCCCUGCGCGUGCUCAACGGAAUCGGGAUGCACAAAGCGCUGGAUCGGUUUGGCCCUGCUCUCGCUGGUGGUGCCCUGUCUCUGGUGCUAUCCGCCGCUGCGCGCCUGCCACUGGGUCGGCGUUUCGUGCCGGUUGUGCGGUGGCAAGCACAAACCACAAAUUUGACAUCCGAUCAAGAUCAUCAACCUGACAAGUAUUAAUCAGCUUGACUGAUAGCCAUUGAGCAGCUCUAAAUGCCCUUUCUGAAUAGCAACUAGUGAGUCAAAAUAAACCAGAAACGUAGUGCAGCAUACGUACUAAACUUUGCGUGCAUAGCAAACAUACAGAUCCAAUAGACACAAGUAAAAAAACUCAAACCCUAAUGUAACAAAAUAAAGUAAUAAAAAAGCUUAAUGACAAAUCCAACCAUAUACACGUACACUCACACAGAAAAAAACAAGCAUACAAUGUUUAAUAGAAAAUGUUAAAGAAGCAAAAACAAAA